UGGGGCCGUCCUUGACUCCACCCCUACUCUUCAUUCACUCAGCGCCAUCCCGGAAAAGGAGCUUGUAGGAACUGUUGUUUCUUUUGUCGUUUCGGCCGGGACUUGUUUGAGUUGCACUUUUUAUUGUAUAAUUCAAAGAAUUAAAUAUAUUCGUAUAAUAUUUAGCGAAUACGAAGUUUUUUUACAACUUAUUAUUUUAAAAUUCUACAUGGCAGGGAAUUUCUGGCAGAGUUCGCACUAUUUACAAUGGAUACUUGACAAACAAGCCUUGUUAAAAGAACGCCAGAAAGACUUAAAAUUUCUUACAGAAGACGAGUAUUGGAAACUACAGAUAUUUUUUGCUAACGUUAUUCAGGCUUUAGGGGAACAUCUCAAAUUGAGACAGCAAGUUAUUGCAACAGCAACUGUGUACUUUAAGAGGUUUUAUGCAAGAUACUCGCUUAAAAGUAUAGAUCCUGUUCUCAUGGCACCUACCUGUGUAUUUUUGGCAUCCAAAGUAGAGGAAUUUGGUGUUGUGUCAAACACUCGAUUAAUUUCUGCUGCUUCUUCAGUAUUGAAAACUAGGUUUUCAUAUGCCUUUCCAAAGGAGUUUCCGUAUAGGAUGAAUCAUAUACUUGAAUGUGAAUUUUAUCUUUUAGAAUUAAUGGACUGCUGUCUAAUAGUGUAUCAUCCGUAUAGACCUUUACUUCAGUAUGUGCAAGAUAUGGGGCAGGAGGACAUGUUGCUUCCACUUGCAUGGAGAAUUGUGAAUGACACAUACAGGACAGAUCUCUGCCUUUUGUACCCUCCGUUCAUGAUAGCACUAGCUUGUCUACACGUGGCAUGUGUUGUACAGCAAAAGGAUGCAAGGCAAUGGUUUGCUGAGCUUUCUGUGGACAUGGAAAAGAUCUUAGAAAUAAUCAGAGUCAUUCUGAAGUUGUAUGAGCAAUGGAAAAAUUUUGAUGAAAGAAAAGAAAUGAAUCCUAUUCUGACCAAGAUGCCUAAACCAAAACCACCUCCAAACAGUGAAGGUGAGCAAGGUCCAAAUGGAAGUCAGAAUUCUUCCUAUGGUCAGUCAUGAGACCACUACAAGACGAGUUAUUUGGAUAGAUUCUGAUGGUACCGUGGCUAUUUAUCCCACAAAUAAGUGGAAUGAAGCAAAUAUGUAAAAGAACACGGAUGAAAACAGUGAUAAACCUUUUCCUGGAUGAUACUUUUUGUUGUUGUUGUUGUUACAUUAAAACUGAAAAAUGAAAUAUGAACAUUUUAACCUUAAGUGAAAAUUUUCUUUGGAGAAUCCAUGGAGAAAGUGGAAGUACAUUCUUCGUAAAGAAGCAACACAGUUUUACAUUCUCAUGAUACUUUUCAUAGAAGAGUUUUGAAUGUUCUCUGAAAAAGUGUGAAUAGUUAAAAUCCACUUAUAAACAUCUUUAAUGUAACAGCGUCUGCAAAUAAUGAAAUUGUUAGUAAGCCUUAGCUAGUAGUGAUGGUUUGAAGGAGCUACUUGUAAGAUGCACAAGAUAUACAAAAUCACAUUUAUGAGCACAGGGCUCUGAGGCCAUCAUUGCUUUAAAAUAUACAAAAUGAUUGCAUUAGUGAACAGUGUGUAUGUUGUUUGUUGGAGGAUGAUGUUGCUUGGAACUCUGAACCUGGUUUUGUCAGAGUUAUUUUUUGCUGUGUCAUAGAGACAGCAGUUAGUGCAAAAUGGUGCUAAACCUGAUGACUUGAAUAAACUAUUCCAAGAAAUAAACUGCAUCUAUCAUGCUAUCCUAUUGUUAAUUGCUGCUGAGUACAGAAAAAAAAAGGGGAGGGCUUUACAGUGAUGGCUACUGUUGCACUGAACUCUUUUCAUUCAGUGAAGAUUGGAUUCUGAAACCACAUCGUAUUUCAGAUCAGAAUUUAAAUCUCAUUUCAGUGCAGUGAUAAAUAUUUAUCAAUUAAUGGAUUCUGUCUUUUAGAAGUGGCUGUGCAAGACUAAGGAAAACGUUGAAAGCAGGAUAGGUGACAUAACAUGGCUCUCUAGCCUAAAUGUUAAACUCCUGUGAAGGACAGCACAGUGGUGGAAUUUGUGGCAGUGUUUUAGUCUUGCUACUUAUUUGGUGGAUGUCUGUUAAAUAGUUGUAUGCCUGGCAUGUUUUAAUGAGUAUGGGAUACAAAAUUAGGAUCUACAAGAGAAUUUGAAGAAAAUCAUCAGAAGCAUGAUUACAGUAAGUUUUCUGAAAGGAGCCUAAAGUUUCCCUUAUUGUACAGUACUGUAAUAUUUUUGUCUCUUGACUUCUUGGUUGCAGAUAGUCUUGCAGUUGAGAUGGACCACAGUAACUAUAGAAACAGGCUUUAGCCAUGUUAAUGUGCCAGCCCAUGUCCUCUGAAGAGUGUAUAAAUUCUGAAGGUGUUAACUUUGUGCACAUACUUAAUAGACAUGCAAAUACACCCCAAAAUGAUCCUGUUCUGCACAGCUAGAAAGCAGUAGAAUGUGUAAACCGCACAAUGGGUAAAAAUUAGCACAGUUUGCUUGAAAAUCCAUGCAGAUUUUCUUUUUUUUUUAAUUUGACUUUGUUUAUUGUGAAUGACAACUUCAUGUUGCUCAUUAUCCACUGCUUCACAGUUCUUGUGAUUAUAAUUGUUAAUGGUUAUUUUGGUUGGUGUUUUGCUGUCCUUUUCUUAUUCUUCCACUAAUUAAACAGUACGUCUUUGUUUCUUGUAUAUCUUUCCUUUUUGAAAUUUUGUUUCUUUCAACCAUCUUAACCAAAAUGAGACAUUACUCUGAUAAAAGUCCCAAGCCAAAAACUGUGUAACAUUUUAGUUUUUUUCUUUGAGCAACUUAUGUUUAAAUAAAUUCAGAGGCUAAUAAAAAGCCCAUUGAAAAUAAAA
Messenger RNA from Protopterus annectens (West African lungfish), 2850 nucleotides. It is a transcript of the gene CCNC, whose product is annotated as cyclin C. Lineage: Eukaryota; Metazoa; Chordata; Ceratodontiformes; Protopteridae. Bases 209 to 1060 code for a protein of 283 amino acids. Gene Ontology annotation, biological process: positive regulation of transcription by RNA polymerase II. Gene Ontology annotation, cellular component: mediator complex; nucleus. Gene Ontology annotation, molecular function: cyclin-dependent protein serine/threonine kinase regulator activity. The record is from RefSeq and is a predicted model, not a curated record. The transcript is spliced from 12 exons.